AUGGCUAAUACCAGCCCCACCGAUUACAAGAGACUCUUCUUGCAGGCCGAAGAGCAUCAGAGACAGGAAGAGGAGAGACGGAAGCAGGCCGAAGAGCGAGAGAAGCAAGCCGAAGAGCGAGAGAAGCAGCAAAGAGAGCGCAACCGACGAACGACAUUUGCAGAACUCUUACGCUUCUGCCACAGCUUACUUUCCCUACCGUUGAGAGUCGAAACACCAUCUCGCUCCACUACAGGGAGCAUACCUCCUCCCACCGGAAAAUACUGUCCCACACGACUAGCACUAUGGACCGAUUGUUCAGCCCAACAGCAGAAAAUAUACAGCUCUGUGUGCAAUUACCUCCAGCCAACCGAGGAAGCCGGAGCACGAUUGUUUACCCCCUUGAUUGCGCUUGAAGAGGAUGCCAGACGAUUCGGUCUCCGUCCAAUUAGCAGUGAACAAGGUCUCGAGGACUACGAACGAACCGCCGUGGAAGAUCAUGUCCGUGAUAUAAUUGUAGAGCUAUGCAAAAUCGACGCUGCUCGAGACGAGUUCGGACUUGGAGACGGAAUCUGGUUCGACAAUCACACCAACUCUUUCAAUCCACGCGGCGGUAACGAGGCAAAUGCAAACCAACCAUCAGGCAUACAUCACCCCCGACCCGAUCAGUUCUGUAUCCACCGAGUCGACGGCAACACUAACACCCUCCUCACUACGGUUGAAUACAAGCCGCCACACAAGCUUUCUGUCGAAGCCCUUCGCGUGGGGCUCAGGGAAAUGGACUUAUGGAAAUGCAUGGUCAGAUCAAACAAAAUCACGACGGAUCACGCAGAGAAAUUGAAAUACAAUGCAGAGCGACUCGUGUGCUCCGCUCUUGUCCAGGAAUACCAUGUGAUGAUCCAGGAGGGACUCGAGUACUCGUAUGUCACUAAUGGGAUCGCUCGUGUCCUUCUCCGCGUUCCAUACAACGAUCCUAGCACACUGUACUACUUUCUCUGUGAUCCCAACAGCGAGCAAAGUUUCCGACGACCUCCAUCGCGGGGGUUCUGUAUCCCUAAGGAGGUCUUACAGCAAAUCGCUCCGCACUCCGACAGUACCAACUCCGAAUAUCGGGUCGCCGAGUGCCCACGAGGUCUCAAGCCAGUUGUGCGCCCUCGGACGUCCGACACCGGACGCAGUCGCCAGAAUCGUCAGGCUCCGACUCGAAUCAAGCGACCGGGCGCAAACGGGGCUUCAGCCAAGUCACAUCUUCCCCUUCCGCCCAACGAGCGGCUCGUCAACGCGAAACUGGGAGAGAUCGAGGCAGCCAUUCUAAACGCCAUAAUACACAAUUUUGCACCCAGCGAUCUCCAUCGUCGGGGUCAAGAUUUCAUCAAACACACCAUCAACUCGGAGGAUUUGAUGCGUUUACUAAAAGCACAACUAGAUGAGAACAUUGACCGAUGCAUCCCCCUUGGAAAUUGCGGGGCAUACGGUGCGCCGUUUAAACUCAUUUGUGCUAAAUAUGGCUAUGUUGUUGUUGGGAAAGGGACCACAUCGGGCCUCUGGAAAGAAGUCUCCCGCGAAGCGCAGGUAUAUCAAAUCCUACGAAAGGCUCAAGCAUCCGCUGUGCCUGUUUUCCUCGGUACAAUCGACUUAGCAAAAAUUUAUUUUCUUCAUGGGGCUGGGGAGAUUCGGCACAUGCUCGUCAUGGGCUGGGGAGGCGAUAGCACCGCAACGAUGGAGCUGACAUCGGAGCUUCUCAACCAUAUUCACAAAUCGAAUAAGGAAAUUAAAGCCUUGGGAAUCGUCCACGAAGACCUUCGGCCUGACAAUGUCCUUUGGAAUAAAGAGCUCGGGCGGGCGUUAAUCAUCGACUUUCACCGAUCUACAUUGAGGUAUCGGCCAGUUCCAAAGCGACCACGAGCAAAGCGGCAAUUGUUGCGGACCGAGUCAGGAGAUGCAAAGCGUUUACGUGUUCUUUGA
This is a messenger RNA of Penicillium bovifimosum, 1944 nucleotides long. RefSeq lists its product as uncharacterized. Bases 1 to 1944 code for a protein of 647 amino acids. The record is from RefSeq and is a predicted model, not a curated record. Lineage: Eukaryota; Fungi; Ascomycota; Eurotiomycetes; Eurotiales; Aspergillaceae. The transcript is spliced from 4 exons.